AUGGCAUCAAGUACACGGAUAAGUCCUUAUGAAAAUGGCCGAAUGCUUCUUCUUAAACGCGGUAAAAAGGCAACGAAAGUUUGUUACGCUGGAAUUGGUCUCACUUUUCUUUUUUUAGGAUUCUUGUAUUCCAUUUCGACCAACGGUGCUUCCGCAUCUUCUUUUGUCCUCUGGUCUAUUUACUGUUCUCUCAUUUUCGCUAUACAUCUUACUCUUGUUUACUUUUUGCAUUUCAAUUCAAUACCCGCCUCAGAAGUUCCUUCAGUGGAAGAAUACCAAACCCUUGACACUUACGCUUCUGGUAUCCGUACUCCUCCGGUAUGCUCACCUCCUCGGUAUGCGCAUUAUUCCAAGGAUCCAUAUUCGUAA
Molecule: messenger RNA, 369 nt
Organism: Schizosaccharomyces cryophilus OY26
Lineage: Eukaryota; Fungi; Ascomycota; Schizosaccharomycetes; Schizosaccharomycetales; Schizosaccharomycetaceae
Exons: 1
Coding region: 1-369 (122 amino acids)
Source: RefSeq, a predicted model, not a curated record